Mirounga angustirostris (Northern elephant seal) is the source of this 333-nucleotide messenger RNA. RefSeq names its product secretoglobin family 1D member 2 (gene SCGB1D2). Lineage: Eukaryota; Metazoa; Chordata; Mammalia; Carnivora; Phocidae. The transcript is spliced from 3 exons. The record is from RefSeq and is a predicted model, not a curated record. Bases 1 to 333 code for a protein of 110 amino acids.
AUGAGGUUGUUCCUGAGUGUCCUGCUGGUCAUUCUGGCUCUUUACUGCUAUGAGGCCAAUGCGUUUGCCUGUCCAGCCUUAGUAGAUGAUUUGUUGAGCUUUCUCCUUCAACCUGCAGCCAUCUACAAGAAAACAGUUAGGAAAUUUAACGCAUCUCAAGAAGUCAUUGAGGCCAAGUUGGAAGUGAAGUCCUGCACAGAUAAAAUAUUCCUUGGGAAUAGAAUACUAAUUGCAAACACAUUGGUGGUGGAGUUAUCUUCCUCCUUGCUCACCACUGAUAGGAUGAAAGGUGGCCACAGGGUGGAUGACAUUACACCUGGGGAGCUACACUAA